AGUGGUUGUUGGUUGGGCCAUGAAGUUGAAGUUGGCUAUUUUAUUUUGUUUUCUAGACUUAUUAGUUGGAGUUGGGGUUAUUUAUUAUGUUCCAUUUACGGAGAUAGACUUCCAAACAUACCUUCAACAGGUUUAUCAAGUAUUUUUUGAGGGAAAGCGUGACUAUAGUCAAAUCCGAGGAGACACUGGUCCUUUAGUAUAUCCUGCGGGAUUCCUUUUCAUAUAUCGCCUCUUUUAUGCAAUAAGCAACGGAGGCUCUAAUUUGUUUCCUGUGCAAGUUUGUUUUGCGUUUAUCCACUCUGCAACGCUAUGUACUGUUUGCUCAAUAUUUAUUUAUUGUAAGUUGGACACCAAAGAGUUCUUAUUUUGCUGUAUGCCAUUGCUGUUUUCUCGACGCGUAAUGUCUAUUCAUGUUCUGAGGUUGUUCAACGAUGCUUUUGUUACAUUCCUUAGUUAUCUAUCCGUUCUCCUCUUCGUUUCUCGGCAUCAUUUUGUGGCUUGCAUAGUCUACAGCCUUGCAGUAUCAGUGAAAAUGAGCGCCUUACUUUAUGCUCCUGCUGUCUUGAUUGUGUUGUUAGAAUCGUUUUGUUGGAAGCAGACCUUUUUAUAUGUAGUACUUUGUGGUGCCGUGCAGUUUCUUGUCGGUUUACGAUUUUUAUGGCAUCACCCAAUAUCUUAUAUUUCAAAAGCCUUUGAGUUUCAUAGAGUAUUUCUGUACGAAUGGACGGUCAAUUGGAAGUUUUUACCGGAACACAUGUUCCAACAUCCUUUGUGGUCUCUUGUUCUACUAUCGAGCCACAUUUUGGUGCUUUACAUUUGGUACAAACGUGUAGUGAGAAAUUUGUUUACAACGCUUCAAAAAAUGUGUCAAGAAAAGUGUUUUGUCAAACAGAGAAAUGUCAUACUUGGUCGUGGUAUUGUAACAGUAUUGUUUCAGUGUCAAUUGAUCGGCAUUGUAUUUGCGCGAAGUAUUCAUUAUCAGUUUUAUACGUGGUACUUUCAUAGCUUACCCUGGAUUCUGUAUAGCUUAGGUAUCCAUCUUAGACAAGGGUAAGUUGUCGUUGUUAGUUUAUUGGCAC
Molecule: messenger RNA, 1079 nt
Organism: Galdieria sulphuraria
Lineage: Eukaryota; Rhodophyta; Bangiophyceae; Galdieriales; Galdieriaceae
Product: alpha-1,3-mannosyltransferase
Exons: 2
Coding region: 20-1054 (344 amino acids)
Cellular component (GO): endoplasmic reticulum
Molecular function (GO): dol-P-Man:Man(5)GlcNAc(2)-PP-Dol alpha-1,3-mannosyltransferase activity
Source: RefSeq, a predicted model, not a curated record